Messenger RNA from Gloeophyllum trabeum ATCC 11539, 627 nucleotides. RefSeq lists its product as uncharacterized. The record is from RefSeq and is a predicted model, not a curated record. The transcript is spliced from 6 exons. Bases 1 to 627 code for a protein of 208 amino acids. Lineage: Eukaryota; Fungi; Basidiomycota; Agaricomycetes; Gloeophyllales; Gloeophyllaceae.
AUGUUCCGUAUACGUCUAGUAAAGCAUAGCACUGAACCGGGGAGCUCGACAGCGAAUGAUUUGCUUUCAAUAUUGAUGGUGGUCUUUGAAUCGUCCUCGGCAAUUCUUACGACAGUCAGAAGCGCGCAGGCCAUAAGAGGCAACGGCGCACCGUGGUAUGAGCAGAAGAAAAGCUUCUUCUACCUGGUAUUAGAGCAAGGUGUUCUAUAUUUUUGUAUUGUAUCCCUCAUAACUCUGGCCGCCGUCAUCCUGAACUUCCGUGCAACGGGAUUUUUCCAGCGGCUCCUGAACGCGCUCCUUUUGCCGCUCUCCGGACUACUGACCGCUCGUUUCCUUCUACACUUGCGAGAAUGGGAACGGCGAUCAGAAUUUGUCGCAGACGGUACGAAGUCGAACGCGGGAGAAGAAAGAAAUCAAGAGCUCUCUGAGUUCGAAGUUGCACGGCGAACGGUCAACUCCCUGGUAGACGACUUUGGCGCGGAUCCUGUCAUUCGCGAACAAAAUAGGGAUAUCGAGGCACUCGACAUACCCAUGGCGACUCAGCGCAAUUUUCCUGGAGAUUCUGAGGAAGACAUGGCCGUCAAAGUGAUGUCUGUCAAGGAAGGCAAGAGGCGAAUGGUUGUGUAG